Molecule: messenger RNA, 1382 nt
Organism: Helicoverpa armigera (cotton bollworm)
Lineage: Eukaryota; Metazoa; Arthropoda; Insecta; Lepidoptera; Noctuidae
Gene: ECSIT
Product: evolutionarily conserved signaling intermediate in Toll pathway, mitochondrial
Exons: 5
Coding region: 182-1309 (375 amino acids)
Biological process (GO): innate immune response; cell surface receptor protein serine/threonine kinase signaling pathway
Cellular component (GO): mitochondrion
Source: RefSeq, a predicted model, not a curated record
CAGUCAGUCAGUAUGAUCAAAUUAGACUAAAAUUGAAAAUAAUUAUUCUUUUAUCUGAGGAAACGAUAUUAAUUUGUCUAUUUACGAAUUUCUGAGUAAAAGUUAUGUGAACUUAUAACGCAAACAAAGUACACACUGAGUGAGAAGCAGUGUACCGAAAUAGUUAUAAACAUAACCUAAAAUGGCUAAUAAAAUCUUAGGGAAUAUUUUGAGAACAAGACCAUCACUUUUGAUGUUUAAGCGAUGGGAAGGCUCUAACUCAGAGAAAAGAGUCACAGUACACGAUCCUUUCUAUUCGCAGCCACAGAAAAAUAAAAAAUCAUACUUAGAGGUUGUAAAAAUGUUUGAAGGCCGGGACAACCGUAGACGCGGUCAUGUCGAAUUUAUUUACGCUGCUUUAGCAAGAAUGAAAGAGUUUGGUGUGCAGAAAGACCUUGAAGUGUACAAAGCCCUACUUGAAGUGCUACCUAAAGGGAAAUUGAUACCAAAAAACAUAUUCCAGGCUGAAUUUAUGCAUUAUCCUAAGCAGCAGCAGUGUGCUGUGGAUCUCUUGGAGCAAAUGGAAGAUAACAAAGUAAUGCCGGACUCGGAAAUGGAACAGAUGCUUCUAAACACAUUUGGUAGCCGAGGAAUACCUCUCCGCAAGUUCUGGCGCAUGAUGUACUGGAUGCCCAAGUUCAGAAACCUGAGUCCUUGGUACUUGCCUGAGGAACUGCCUAAUGAUACAAUAGAGCUGGCCAAACUUGCAAUACAGAGGAUAACUUCUGUAGAUCCUGAUAUGAAGAUAAAUAUUUGGCAGACAGAAGAAAUAGAGGCCAGCUUGGACAAGACUUGGAUUGUGAGCGCUCAAAGUGAUUCCCAGAAGAUAUUACUAUCAGAGCAGCCAACUGAUGACCCUCUGGUAGUGAAAGGACCAUUUAAUGUGUACCUCAGAGAGCAGGUUGUGAACUAUUUCUUAUUGAUUGGGAAGACAAGGCCUGAACCUAAAGAUGACAGUGAUCCAGAUGAUGUUUCAAACGUAAAGAAACCUCUUGGAAUACCAGGGUUUGUUGGUAGUACCAAGCUGCCAUCAGUAAGGCAAACGGUGCAUGAACAAGAUGAUGGCACAAUAGUGGCUGUGUGUGCUACAGGCACUUCAUCAAGAGAUUCCUUGCUGUCUUGGAUCAGGCUACUAGAGAAGUAUGACAACCCACUAUUAUCUACUAUACCAGUCAUAUUCACACUCACUGCCCCACCAGACGAGAUGGUUAUUGCAGAAACACAGCCAGCCAUCAAAGAAGAAAAUCUUGAAGAAACUAGAGCACAAUAAGUGUAAAUUAUUUAUAGAUAUUCCUAGAUUGUAUGUAGAAAAAUGUUGUUUUAUUAAAAUUUAAACUUGAUAA